Meloidogyne enterolobii is the source of this 1074-nucleotide messenger RNA. Lineage: Eukaryota; Metazoa; Nematoda; Chromadorea; Rhabditida; Meloidogynidae. The record is from the annotation of a GenBank genome assembly.
AUGAAUAUUUUUAGAAAUCUUGGCGUUGGAAAAAAUUUGCUUGAACAAAAAGUUCUUUCUGAAUUCUCAUCUAUGUGUGAAAAUAUAGAUAAAGCUAUUGGAGAGUGCCCUACUGGAGAAGAUAUGGAAAUUAUUUCUCAUUUGGAUCUCUGUGUAGGCUCUAUCAUUAAUUCUUUGCUUUUUGGUUAUCAAUUUCAUGGAGAAAAGACAGAGGAAUUUGUUGAAUUGAAGAAAAUACUGAACGAAUAUAUGUAUACAAUCGGCCAACCAUCAACACAAUUUUUAAUGUCUUGGUGGCCCCAUUUAAUCAGACAUUUACCUUAUUUUAAAGAGAUAUUUCUUGAAGUACAACGCAAAAUAAUGAGAACUUAUGCUUUUUUCAAAAAACAAAUAGAAGAACAUGAAAAUGAUGGAGAAUAUUUGGGUGAUGAACGUUUAGAUUUUGUUAGUGCUUUUAUGCGUGAAGUUAAAUUGAAGGACGGAAAAGAGGAUUAUGACAUGGAAACACUUUAUGCCCAUUUACUAGAUUUCUGGAUUGCUGGACAAGAAACAACAACAGACACUUUAAAUUGGGGAAUAAUUCAUAUAAUUCAUAAUAUGAAUGUUCAAGAUAGAUUACAUAAAGAAUUGGAUUCAGAAAUAAUGCGUAUAGCCAACGUUCUUCCACAAAAUUUGGCACGUCGUACAGUUCAAGAUAUAAAUGUUAGAGGCCAUUUAUUACGUAAAGGAACAUCUAUACAACCUUUAAUUUCGUGUGUUUUAUAUGAUGAAAAUAUUUUCCCAAAUUCUCGUCAAUUUCUUCCCGAACGUUUUCUCAGUGAAAAUGGAACACUUAAACGUUUUGAUGAAUUUAUUCCCUUUUCGAUUGGUAAAAGAUUUUGUGCUGGAGAGUCUUUGGCAAGAACUGAACUUUUUCUUAUCUUUGUUAAUCUUUUUAACCAAUAUGAGAUUAGCCCACCAAAAUAUUCAGAGAUGCCCUCCAAACAACAAAAUUUUGGAUUAAGUGUAGUACCAUUACCCUAUAAAUGCCAAAUUAGAAAAAGAUUUGAUUCUCAAAUACAUAGAAUGAUUUAA